AUGUCGAAGCGGCCAAACAAACUCGCAUUUCUGACUCAAGUCGCGCCUUCAGGAUAUGUCCCUGGUCUAGGACGAGGCGCGUCGGGCUUCACCACUCGGUCUGAUAUCGGACCUGCUCGUGAAGGUCCAUCAGCAGAAGUCAUAGCCGAAGCCCAAGCUAGGAGAGGCGAAGAAGUUGAAGUAGAUCCAGAGCAAUUUCAAGACCCUGACAAUGAAACGGGUCUUUUCGCCGGAAUGGCGUACGACGACGCCGAUGAAGAGGCGGACAGAAUCUAUGAAGCUGUGGACGCAAAAAUGGAUGAGAGGAGAAAGGCCCGAAGAGAAGCCAGAGAGGCAGAGAUACUCGCCACAACCCGUGCAGAGCGGCCGAAAAUCCAAGCUCAAUUUGCUGAUCUCAAGAGAGGACUCUCUGCUGUCUCAGACGCAGAGUGGGAGAACCUUCCCGAAGUUGGAAAUCUUACAGGAAAGCGGAGAAAGUUGAAUCCACGGGAAGGGAGAGCCUACGUUGUUCCGGAUAGUGUCGUACUUGGAGAUCGUAGCAAAGCUGGGUAUGAAAAUGCAUUGGAUCCGAUGCAGCAAGCGACAGGAGGAUUCGAGACGCCCGCAAAUGCAGGGGGAAUGGUCGAUAUUGUGGGCAUCAGCCAGGCAAGAGACAAGGUUCUUUCCCUCAAGCUCGACCAGGCCUCACGCAGCUCGGUAUCAAAUGGUACUUCGACUAGCAUCGAUCCAAAGGGCUAUCUUACCUCUCUCGACAGCGUCGUUCACAAGACGGAUGCUGAAAUCGGAGAUAUCAAACAAGCCAGAGCUUUGUUAGACUCUUUAGUCAAAAACAAUCGCAAGCAUGCUCCUGGUUGGAUUGCGGCGGCAUGCGUCGAGGAACAUGCUGGAAGAAUGGUAGCUGCUCGCAAGCUAAUCAGGCAAGGAUGUGAAGAAUGCCCGAAAAGCGAGGAUGUAUGGCUAGAGGCAGCUAGACUACACAAUACUGAGGACGCAAAAGUCAUCCUGGCGAAUGCCGUUCAGCAUCUCGACCAAAGCGUGAAGAUCUGGCUAGCAGCAGCCGAGCUAGAGGGUGAUCCCAAAGCGAAGAGAAAGGUUUUACGAACAGCCGUGGAGCAUAUCCCGAAAUCAGUGAGAUUGUGGAAGGAAGUCGUCAACAUGGAAAAUUCGCCCGAGGAGGCUCGUAUCAUUCUCGCUCGCGCCGUGGAGGUUAUUCCUCAAUCUGUCGAGCUCUGGUUAGCGUUGGCUCGCCUCGAGACUCCAGAGAAAGCGCAAAAAGUCCUCAACUCUGCGAGGAAAGCCAUCCCGACCUCUCACGAAAUCUGGAUUGCCGCAGCUCGCUUGAUGGAGCAAGAGGCAGCACGACCAGAAAAGGACGAAGCAGCUCGUCAAAAGGAUUACAAGACGGUCGACAAUAUUAUCGCAUCCAGCGUGUCCAACCUACGUCGCAACCAUGUGCUGCUCACAAGAGAUCAAUGGAUGAAGGAAGCGGAGCAAUGCGAACGCGAUGGCUCGCCGAGAACCUGCGAGGCGAUUAUCAAGGCCACUAUCUCAAUGGAAAUCGAAGAAGAAGAUCGCUAUGAUGUGUGGAAGGCCGACGCAGAGAGUGCCCUUGCGCGCAAUCAGGUUGGGACCGCUCGUGCCAUCCUGGCAUAUGCUCUCAAGGUCUUCCCAGACAGAAGGGCGCUCUGGAGAGAAGCUGCUGACCUCGAGAAGGAGCACGGUACAAGACAAGCACUGGAGGAACUGCUCUCCCAAGCAGUUCAACACUGUCCUCAAGCAGAGACCCUCUGGCUCAUGCUCGCAAAGGAGAAGUGGAUGGGCGGAGAUGUUCCAGGAGCUCGAGUCGUCUUACAUCAAGCAUUCGACGCAAAUCUGGAGAGUGAACAAAUUUGGCUUGCGGCUGUCAAGUUGGAGGUUGAGAACAACGAACUUCAGGCGGCGAAGGAGAUUCUCAAUCGCGCAACCAGCGUAGCUGGUACUGAACGUAUUUGGAUGAAGGCAGCCGUAUUCGAACGACAGCAAGGCAAUCUUGAGGCAGCAUUGGACACCGUGAACACAGCACUCGCAAAGUAUCCAAAAUUUGCCAAGUUUUACAUGAUCAAGGGUCAAAUAUUACAAUCUCAAAAGGACAUACCUGCAGCCCGCGCUACGUAUGCCACAGGUGUCAAGGAGUGUCCAAAGGAUGUUCGCCUAUGGAUCCUAUCCAGUCGGCUAGAGGAAGCAGACGACAAGCGUAUCAUGGCAAGAGCACUGCUCAACAAAGCCCGGCUUGCAAAUCCCAAUAAUGAUCUUUUGUGGGCGGAGAGCGUCCAUCUUGAAGAACGAGCCGGGCAACCAAAUCAAGCUAAGUCGAACCUUGCACGAGCUCUACAAGAAUGUCCCACUUCCGGUUUGCUUUGGUCAAUGGCAGUUAUGGCUGAACCUAGGCCCUCACGACGCAAUAAGUCAAUGGACGCUCUACGGAAGCUAGGCGAUGAUCCACUCAUUCUAUGCACCAUUGCGCGCAUGUUCUGGUCCGAGCGCUCCAUCGAAAAGGCACGAUCUUGGUUCGCGAGAGCGGCAAAGGCAGACAGAGAUAUCGGUGACAUAUGGGCUUGGUGGCUAAAGUUUGAACUCGAGCAUGGUACUCAGGAACAUCAACAACAGGUCAUUGAUCAAUGCGUUGCUGCUGAGCCGCGUCAUGGGACAGUAUGGCCAAGCAUUGCCAAAGAUGUCGCAAAUGCUCGGAAGACCACACGAGACAUCCUCUUCUUGGUUGCGAAGCAGCUUCACUAG
Messenger RNA from Serendipita indica DSM 11827, 2775 nucleotides. The record is from the annotation of a GenBank genome assembly. NCBI's taxonomy places the organism in Eukaryota, Fungi, Basidiomycota, Agaricomycetes, Sebacinales, Serendipitaceae.